AUGGGCUUGGUGUCAAACAUAUGGAAUUUUAUUAGGUUAGAUGAUCCUUCAGAAUUUAAAAAUGAUUAUAUUAAUAAAGAUAUUGAUAGAUCCAGAAGGCCUAAAGAUCAAAAGAAAGGUUUGAAAAAGCUGAAAUUUUGGGAAUACUUUAAUUUAUACCCCUCCUAUUACAGUCCCUAUGAAAGAAAUUUUCUGAUAAAGUUUGAUGUUUCAGUUCUCCUAUUUUUGGGCGCUUCGUUUUACACGAAAUACUUGGACAAUAUGAAUAUUGGUGCAGCUUAUGUCUCUGGAAUGAAGGAGGAUAUCAAUGUUACGGGAAAUGAGCUAAACUACUUCAACACUAUGUACACGGUUGGAUAUGUGCUAUUUCAAAUUCCCAUAACAUUGUGCAUAACCAGGCCAAAGUAUUCCAGAUAUUUGCUUAUUGGUUGCGAAUUUGUAUGGGGAAUGCUCACUCUUGCAAAUGCUUUUGUGCAGACUCCCCAACAGGUUUAUGCUAUUAGAUUUUUCAUUGGUGUGUUUGAAGCAUGUUCGUAUCCGGCGUCAUAUGUUGUUUUCAGUAGCUACUUAACGGAGGACGAACUUUUCAAACGAGCUGGCAUCUACGGGGCAUUUGCUGUUGCUGGUUCCGCAAGCAGCGGUCUUCUACAAACUAGAACUCUUGAAAGCUUGUCAGGUGUUGGAGGCCUUGCAGGGUGGAGAUGGCAAUUUAUUAUCGAUGCAAUUAUAACUAUGGGAAUUGUCAUAUAUGGCUUCUUUUUAUUUCCGGGUAUUCCAACUUCUUGCAAAAAGUUCGGACUAUUCACCGAAGAUGAUAUGAUUUUUGCUCGGAAAAGACUACGUGGUGUUCAAGCAAAUCCGGAGAAGUUUACUAAAAAGUCGAUAGUCGAAACACUCACUACUUGGCAGGUGUAUAUUUGCAGCUUUUUAUGGACUUUUCAUCACAUGACUCUUUACUCGAAUGGUGCAAAGUUAUACAUGAAAUCUAAGCCGCAGUGGUAUUCUACUGCUGAUGUGACAAACUGGGAUGCUUACAUGUGGUUUAUUGGCCUUGGUUCAGAUCUUAUACUUUCUCCUUUAGUUAAAAGUAUUGGAAAGUUGAAAGUGGCCGCGAUAGUGUUCCCCAUUACUUACUAUGCUGCAAUAAUUCUUGUUAUAUGGAAUUGUUCCCACAACGUGCGAAUUUCGGCAUUUUUCUUACAGCAUGUCUUGUAUGAUGGAAUGUCACAGCCAAUUUUUUCCUGGGCUGCUACCCUCUGUAAGGAUAAUGUUGAAAAGAAAGCAUUGGUUCUUUCCAUAAUGCAGGUGUGCUCCUACGCCACAAAUGCAUGGGCCGUCCCAAUACAGUAUAACGUGAAAUACUCGCCUCGUUUCAAGGGUGGUUACAUUGCAAAUUUGGUGAUUGUGGUCAUGACCAAUGUUUUCUACGUUGCUUGUUGGAUUUUCGAUCAUUACGACUACCGGUUCUGUCAAAAAUAUUCGGGACAUAGGCAUGAGUUGCAAACGAAUGGAACUUCGGAAAUUGAGGAUAGUAAUGCAGAGAAUCAUGUCACACAAGAAACUGUCGAAAUCUUACCCGUUAAGUUUUGA
Brettanomyces bruxellensis is the source of this 1590-nucleotide messenger RNA. RefSeq lists its product as uncharacterized. The coding region runs from base 1 to 1590 and encodes 529 amino acids. Gene Ontology annotation, cellular component: membrane. The record is from RefSeq and is a predicted model, not a curated record. The transcript has a single exon. Gene Ontology annotation, biological process: transmembrane transport. Gene Ontology annotation, molecular function: transmembrane transporter activity. Lineage: Eukaryota; Fungi; Ascomycota; Pichiomycetes; Pichiales; Pichiaceae.